UUUCUCUCCCCUCUCUCUCCGCCUCGACGUGACGCAGUGUUUCUGACCUUCAUCCCCCUCGUGUGCACAGCGUGGGCCAGUGGGACAGCCAUGGAGGACACCCUCACCUGCAGCCCUGCCACCUUCUCCCAGGUGUUCGGACGUCAGGGACAGCUCAUGCAGGCUACGGUCCAGUCCUUGAACAGUCUGAAUGACCAGAUAGUCCACUUCAUGGUGACCAGGCCCGGCACUCUGUCCCGGGAGGGCGAGGCCUUCAUGCCCGGAGAGAGAGACACCUUGAAGAAGUCCAUGGCCCUGAUGAGGCACAUGCUCAUGGACGCACAGGGGAAAAUCCUUAAAAUGAUGGAAGACAACAAGCAGCUGGCUCAGAGGAUCGAUGGGGCCAUCCAGUCUGCCAGUCAGGAGGUGACCAACCUGCGCUCAGAGCUGUCGGCCACCAGCCGUAGACUGGCAGAGCUGGGGGCCAGCAGCCCCCCCUCGCCCCUGGAGAACAACCACCAGCAUCACCAGCACAACCACCAUGACCAUGACAGCCUCCGCUACCAGGAUCAUAGGCAGAAGUCGGUGGUGAGCGAGAUCUGUUACCAGACAGAGAUCUCCAGCCUCAUGGACUUUGGCACCCCAGACUCCUCGCUCGACAAAGUGUUGCUGCGUGAGGAGGUGGCCCAGCUGCAGGAGGAGGUGCACCUGUUGAGGCAGAUGAAGGACAUGUUGAGUAAGGACCUGGAGGAGACCCAGGGCUGCUCCUCUCACCUCCUUUCAGCCACUGAGCUCCGUGUGCAGCUGGGAGACAAGGAGCAGGAGCUGGACCGCGCCAAGGAGGCCUUACAAGCUAUGAAGUCUGACCGUAAGCGUCUGAAGGUGGAGAAGGCAGACCUGGUGAACCAGAUGCAGCAGCUGUACACCACACUGGAGAGCCGGGAGGAGCAGCUCCGAGAUUUCAUACGCAACUAUGACCAGCACCGUAAGGAGAGUGAGGAUGCUGUGAAGGCCCUGGCUAAGGAGAAGGACCUGCUGGAGAGGGAGAAAUGGGAUCUGAGGAGGCAGACCAAAGAAGCUACAGAGCAGGCCUGCAUCCUGCGUUCUCACAUGGACAUGAAGGAGAACCGCAUCAAAGAGCUUGAGGCUGAGCUCACAAUGGCGAAACAGUCCCUGGCCACGUUGACUAAGGAUGUGCCGAAACGCCACUCCCUGGCCAUGCCCUCAGAGCCGGUGGUGAACGGCAGUCAGGAGUGGGCGAUGCAGGGAGACUUGCCCCUCACCGCUGCCAUCCGCCAGAGCCAACAGACCCUCUACCACGGACACACUGUGGACCGCCAGGCGGUGGUCAGGGUCAGUCCCUGUCACUCCCGCCAGCCCUCCAUCAUCUCGGACGCGUCGGCGGCUGACGGGGAUCGGUCGUCCACCCCAAGCGACAUCAACUCCCCCCGCCACCGGACCCACUCCCUCUGCAAUUCUAUGGAGGACCUGGAGGACCAGAAGCGUAAGACAAAGAAGAAGGAGAAGAUGAGUCUGGGCUCCCUGUCCCGGGUGUUUGCUCGGGGAAAGCAGCGCAAGUCAAUGGACCCGGGCCUGUUUGAUGGUACAUCCACCCCUGAUUAUUACAUAGAGGAGGAUGCCGACUGGUGAUGGUGUAUGUGGAUUUCUGUGUGGGUCUGGUUGUGUGCAUGCAGGUGUGUGUGUGUGUGUGCGUGCGCAAGCGUGCAUCCAUGUGUGUCUGUCUGUGUGUGUGGGUGGGUGUGUGUGUGUGCCUUCAUGUGUGCCUAUGUGUCUGUGUGUGUGUGUAUACGGGUGUGUUGCUGCCUGUUCCCAAAAGAAAAACCCGAGAGACAACUGCUGCCCCCAGAUAAUGUACAUUAUCCUCAAAAAUGUAUGUAUGUAAAUUAAAUAUAUAUUUAUAGAUGUACAUGUAUGCAUAUGUAUAUAUGUUUACAUGCAUAUAAAUAUAUAGACAGGAUUGUUAUGCGUUGACAUGUUUAUGCUGUGUUAUCUUUUAUUUGUCUUAAUAUACGUUUCUUUUUAUAACUGGAGACUUGAAGGACAGCUGUGCAUAUGUAAAUAGAAGUAAUUCUGCACCUAGUGUUUGUAAAUGUAUUUUGUCUGAUAACUGUUUUAUUUUAGAGUUGCUUUUAUCAUAUUUCUGGACUUGUUUUAUUUAGAAUCCUCCCAUCCCAGUCUUAUUUGGCCCAUUCCUGACAUUCUCAUGAAAAUAUGAAUGAGGAAUACCCUCCACGUUGUAACUGGAGACUAAACAUACUAGCACAACCCUACUCUGAACCGAAGUAUACUGGACCACUGGUAUCAUUUAGUAAUAAAAAAAAACAUUGAAGUGUAUGGACCAACCAUGUUUCUGAGAGUGAAACUGAAACUAAAUGUUAAUAAUAUGACAAUCAUAAGGACAUUUGAUAUUGUAGUUCACAGUGGACCAGUUUGUCCGCUGUUUCAGAAUCGUCCCGCUAUACAGCAACAGUAAGGACUUUGAAGCUACCUUUUGUUGUGCCACUGUAGAACAAGAGAACCUACUACAGCUGG
Molecule: messenger RNA, 2532 nt
Organism: Oncorhynchus tshawytscha (Chinook salmon)
Lineage: Eukaryota; Metazoa; Chordata; Actinopteri; Salmoniformes; Salmonidae
Product: kazrin
Exons: 10
Coding region: 91-1629 (512 amino acids)
Source: RefSeq, a predicted model, not a curated record